GAGAAUUGGUUGUUAGGGGUAAAUAUGGGUUGGGCAAUAGCGUUGCACGGUGGAGCAGGUGACAUACCUAAGGAUGUGCCCUCGGAUGUUCGUGAGCCCAGAGAAGCCUGUCUUCGUCAUUGCUUACAGAUGGGCAUCGAUGCUCUCAAGGCCCACAAAUCCCCUUUAGAUGUUGUUGAACUCGUGGUGCGGGAACUGGAAAACAACGAAUACUUCAAUGCUGGUAGAGGAUCUGUUCUAACUAGCAAUGGUACAGUAGAAAUGGAAGCAUGUAUCAUGGAUGGGAAUACGAAAAACUGUGGAGCUGUUUCUGGCCUAACCACUGUUGUCAAUGCUAUAGCUUUGGCUAGGCUGGUCAUGGAAAAAACUCCACAUAUAUAUCUUGCAUUUGAGGGAGCGGAAGCAUUUGCAAGGGAGCAGGGGGUUGAAACCAUGGACCCAAGCCAUUUUAUCACUCCAAGAAAUAUUGAGAGAUUAAAGCAAGCAAAAGAAGCAAACAGAGUCCAGGUAGAUUAUAAUACACGGCCUAUACCAAAAGAUAACAAACCACCAGUUCCUAGUGGGGAUAGCCAGCUAGGAACAGUUGGAUGUGUUGCUGUUGAUAUCUAUGGACAUUUAGCUACUGCUACUUCUACUGGAGGACUAGUAAACAAGAUGGUUGGAAGGAUAGGAGAUACUCCCGUUAUUGGUGCAGGUACAUAUGCGAAUAAACUAUGUGCAGUCUCUGCUACAGGCCAAGGAGAUGCUAUUAUCCGUGCAACUGUAGCAAGAGAUGUGGCUGCUCUAAUGGAGUAUAAAGGGCUUUCUCUCAAGGAGGCCGCAGAUUACGCUGUAGAGGAAUGUGCCCCAAAAGGAACCACUGGCCUGAUUGCUGUAUCGGCCACUGGGGAAGUUACCAUGCCAUUUAAUACAACUGGCAUGUUUAGAGCUUGUGCAACUGAAGAUGGUCACAGAGAAUUAGCAAUUUGGUAACUUUUCAUUAGAAUAGAUUAGUCUUUGUUGUGUAUUCUAGCCAUACCAAGGAAAUGUGACAGAAUUUAUUGUUCAAUAAGAGGAAAUUUGAUCUCUUUCAUUUGUAUAGGACAAAUUAUGCUAUGUUGUACUUCAUAUUUCAGGGAUAUGAUGUUUACACUUCA
Messenger RNA from Lycium ferocissimum, 1136 nucleotides. Its product is annotated as isoaspartyl peptidase/L-asparaginase-like. The record is from RefSeq and is a predicted model, not a curated record. The transcript is spliced from 4 exons. The coding region runs from base 25 to 972 and encodes 315 amino acids. Gene Ontology annotation, molecular function: hydrolase activity. Lineage: Eukaryota; Viridiplantae; Streptophyta; Magnoliopsida; Solanales; Solanaceae.